This is a messenger RNA of Lates calcarifer (barramundi perch), 1236 nucleotides long. RefSeq lists its product as uncharacterized. The coding region runs from base 182 to 823 and encodes 213 amino acids. Gene Ontology annotation, cellular component: membrane. Lineage: Eukaryota; Metazoa; Chordata; Actinopteri; Centropomidae. The transcript has 7 exons. The record is from RefSeq and is a predicted model, not a curated record.
UUUAACCAUUCCCUAUCAACCAACUUGAGUGAACUUCAACCCUCUGGAUACACUGUACUACAGAGGAGUGACAGCAGUUUAAAUGUUUCUUAUUUUAGUUAGAUGACAUUUAACUAUAUAGGAUCUGUUGAUAUGACGGCCUGUGGAUAAAUGAGCAAAACCUUCACAGCAUUUGGAGAAGAUGACACAAAACAUGUUUCAGGAGGGGCUGUACCAGGUGUUUUUUAAGGAUACACCCUCAACACCCCCACAGACCCAGGUUGCCAAUCAUGUGGAGCUGAACAAUGCACGGAUUCAUCGUUGGUUCGGAACUGUGGUUAACACCAGGCUUUUAGUCACCGGGGUGGUUCAAGUUCUCAGUGCUUUUGCUUGCAUACUAACCACAGUCACCUAUGCGUGUGUGGGCUACAACUGCUCUGUCUCCAUGACAACACCGGUGUGGUCAAGCCUAUUUUAUAUGGCUGCUGGGUGCCUGGCAAUGGAGGUUCAGAGGAAAACUAAUAAAUUAAAGAUAAUCACCCUGAUGAGUCUGAACAUCUUUAGUCUACUAUUUGGAUUCUCUGCUCUCCUGGCCAACAGUCUCAUGUUGACACAGCCUGCUGCACUCAGCACAAACCAACAGCGUGCUGGCUCAUAUGUUGCAAAGGGGAGCUCCAUAGCGUUUUCCGUACUGUGUUUUCUGGCGUCAAUCUACAUACUUUUCCUGUCCUGUAGAGGCCUGCGCCGCUACGGUGCUCCCCACAUUCAGACCUACAGUCGCAUCUCACAGGAUCCAGAUGAAACCAAUGGACCUCUGUUGGAACAAGUGGAAUUUAGUCUAUAACACUCUAAAAUAUCUUUAGAUUUACUGUACAUGGGUGUGUCAGUUUUUCUAAAAAAAUCCACUUGCUCACUGGGACAGGUACAUUCAAAGUUGCUGUAGACACACUCCUGCUUGCACAGCUUUUGUAAACUUAGUUACUGUUGUUGACCAGGAACUCUAUGAACUGUGCACUCCUGAUUCAAGAAUGUUCAAGAUGUGAUGAAAUUAUAUCAUGCUGUCCAACUGAUGACCCAGUAUCACUUCCCCUUUGGAUUCUUAGAAACUUGAAAUUUACUGACCCGGACACUGAAGAUGUGCAUCAACCAGUUCAAACCAUACAAAAAUAAACCACAUCUUGAAUAUAUAAAGGUGUACAUACAGAACCACAGUGACUUAUAAAACUGCAAUCUGCUAAUAAAGUUUACAUUGCCAAA